UAACCAUUCUUUUUCGCCGAAAUACCAUGGAAUCGAAGCAGUGAAGAACAAAAACAAGAGGCCUUUUAUUGACGGAUUAAAUGUUUGCUGCUAGGAAUCUUCAAAAACAUUGCUUGAAGAUUCUGUCUUCUCUGUUGCAAUCAAAUUCCCACAGGAAUGUUGUGGCGUUUAAGGAAACUACUCCCACACUAGUCUCAAGCAAUUUGAUACGAAUAGAUGGAUGUUUUGGAGAUAAUUUUGCAUCAGUUCCUUCCUUUACUAAUCCCUUUAAUGGAUGCUGUCGUAUGAUGUCGACUUCAAGAGGGAGGAGUAUGCGAAGCAAGGUUGAAAGACGAAUGCAGAAAGAGUCUGGUAAGACAGCUAGAGAAAUCCGGAGGGCUAAGAAAAUUAAGAAGAAGCUUAUGACUGAUGAAGAGAGGCUUAUUUACAACCUUAAAAGGGCUAAGAAGAAAGUGGCAUUACUAUUACAAAAACUCAAGAAGUAUGAGCUGCCAGAGCUGCCGCCUUCUGUGCAUGAUCCAGAGCUAUUCACCCCUGAGCAGCUUCAAGCAUUUAAGAAGAUAGGAUUCAGAAACAAAAAUUAUGUUCCGGUCGGAGUCCGUGGGGUCUUUGGAGGUGUUGUCCAAAAUAUGCAUCUCCAUUGGAAGUUUCAUGAGACAGUGCAAGUCUGUUGUGAUAACUUACCCAAAGAAAAGAUCAAGGAAAUGGCAACCAUGCUUGCAAGACUGAGCGGUGGAAUUGUCAUUAACAUACAUAAUGUAAAAACAAUUAUCAUGUUCCGUGGAAGAAACUAUCGCCAACCGAAAAAUCUGAUUCCCAUCAAUACCCUUACUAAAAGGAAGGCAUUGUUUAAGGCCAGAUUUGAACAAGCUCUUGAAGCUCAGAAGCUAAACAUAAAGAAGAUAGAACAAGAACUUCGGCGGAAAGGUCUUAACCCUGAAGAUCCAGUCGCAAUGGCCAGUAUUCAGAGAGUUGCUUCGACAUUCUUCAAUGCAAUUGAUGAGAAGGAAGGCAGCCCAUAUGUCUUUCGUGGUGACCAGUCACCUACGGCAGAACCUAAGACAACCUUUUUGGCACGUGAAGAAGCUCCUGCAGAGAGCGACCAGGAGGAGCUAGAUAGAUUCAUAGCUGAGAUUGAGGAUGCAGCUGAUCGAGAAUGGGCUGAAGGGGAAGAAGAAGAAAAGGAAGAGAUUGGGAGAAUUAGAUACUUGAAUAGACAAGAAUUUGGUGGAAGGCCUGGGAGAUUUGAUAACCUUGGAAAUGAUUACUCUGAUGAUGAGGUUAGAGGGUCAAGGGGUUGGAAAGAUACACGUGGAAACAAGAAGACUGCUGGUAGUGAUGAUGAAUAUGAAGAGAAUUUUGCGGAUGCUGCUGAAUUGGAUCAGGUUAAUGCUGGUGAUGUGAGUGAGGUCGAAAGUGAUGAUGACAACGAUUCUGAAGAAGUUUUUGAGAUCAAGAGAUCUAUGGUACAAAAAAGGAAGCAAGAUAAGGUUGGAAGGUGGAACAGCAAUGCAGGUGUAAGGAGAAACACUGGAGGUAGUUAUAGGCAAGCAAUAGCAGAAGAAGAUUCUGAGAUAGAAAGUAUGUUGGGUGACCUUGACAAUGCAAUGCUAGAAUCUGAUGCUGAGAAAGAUCACGAUUUCAGAGCAUCAAAUUAUAGUAAAAAUUUCAGGAGCAGCAGUGAUGAAGAGGAUGAAUUUUAUACCACGAAGGGAAACAAGGGAAGUGAGAAAAAUAGGGUCGAAUAUUAUGAGAGUGAUUAUUCUUAUGCAGAUAAUGCUUAUGGGAAGCUGGAUAGGAUUGAUAGAGGCAAUAAUGCUGGUUUGAAGAAAAACUUAGAUGCUGAAUUUAGUAAAACUAUCGCCAAGGAAGCCGACGAUGAUGUUUUUAGUGACUAAUUUGGAAUCUGAGGAACCAAACACUAAGAAAUUCUCCAGUUUGAUGAGCUGAGAUGUGAUUCAAGGACUUACUGUAAAUGUGUCCUUUUGAUUAAAGGACACAAGACAAGUAGUGGAAAGUGGGGAACCCGUAUAUCGUGAUCCAAAACAGGAUCUGAAUUAUGCAAGUUAUUAUUGGUACGAUAAUUCAUAUUGUCUGAUUAAAACCCCCUUUGUUUCUUUG
Molecule: messenger RNA, 2121 nt
Organism: Hibiscus syriacus
Lineage: Eukaryota; Viridiplantae; Streptophyta; Magnoliopsida; Malvales; Malvaceae
Product: CRM-domain containing factor CFM9, mitochondrial-like
Exons: 4
Coding region: 81-1898 (605 amino acids)
Molecular function (GO): RNA binding
Source: RefSeq, a predicted model, not a curated record